AUGGCGGCUCGAAUAGAGUUAGCUCGUCGCUAUGGACCUCAUCCAAAUUUUGACGCAUUUCUUGAGUAUUUCAAUACUCAAAUCCGAUUGCUUCGCGAGUUUCAUGAUGAAUAUAAAAACACUCCCGAGGAAGAGAAGAACUAUCCGGCUUUAAAAGAAAAGCUAGUCAUGUGCCGCGUCGAAAUUGACCACAUGGAGAUUGGAUUGGCUAAUUGCACCGAGCAUAUGAUCUAUGAAUAA
Caenorhabditis bovis is the source of this 240-nucleotide messenger RNA. NCBI's taxonomy places the organism in Eukaryota, Metazoa, Nematoda, Chromadorea, Rhabditida, Rhabditidae. The record is from the annotation of a GenBank genome assembly.